GGAGUUGUUUGCAGCAACUUUGCCAUAUAGAGAUCCUCCCUCUAGGCAUCUAGCGUGAAGGGCUCAGCUAGAUAGGGAGUCCCCAUGUGUUUUAUGCGGUAAUGUCUGAUGGCAAAUCUCGAUUUUUUCUAUAGUGAUGACAUUAUCCAGUAAAUGUUGCCCCAAAUCAAUCACGUUUUCUGAUAAAAUCCUCAUUUCUGCUACACAACUAGUAACGCCACGCCAGGGAGACAGCCAUCGGCUGGAUCGCAGCUCAAACACUUCUGUCGAUCCGAAGCUAGUGGACACAGGCGUUGCCUCUCUGAAGUCAUUGGUUCCCAGCAGCCGUAUCAGCGCGACGGAUGCAGUGGAUCUAGAUGAACCUGGUGUGUGUUUUGCCAGCUCCUACAAGAGCCCUCAUGGCCCUCGUCCUUCUUCUUGGCCCGAAGGUGUGAACAUUCCGCUACCUCCCGACCGCAAACUGCACGAUCGGCACGUGAGAAAGCUCACGAGUUACUUGGACAAGUUGGAACAGGACCCCGAAGAGCUCUAUGAGGCCGUAGAGGUCAAGAGAGACGUCGAGGCAAUGAUCAUGGAACUCGGAGAGGAUUCCAUGGAAAACCCUGAGUGGAUGCUGUCCUAGCUGGUCCUAGCAGUUUUUCACAACCUGGCAGGUUUCAAUGACUAAGGUGCCCCCCCCAAGACGUGUCCCC
Molecule: messenger RNA, 692 nt
Organism: Cladocopium goreaui
Lineage: Eukaryota; Dinophyceae; Suessiales; Symbiodiniaceae
Source: the annotation of a GenBank genome assembly